Molecule: messenger RNA, 856 nt
Organism: Oenanthe melanoleuca
Lineage: Eukaryota; Metazoa; Chordata; Aves; Passeriformes; Muscicapidae
Gene: POMC
Product: proopiomelanocortin
Exons: 3
Coding region: 91-750 (219 amino acids)
Cellular component (GO): extracellular region
Molecular function (GO): hormone activity
Source: RefSeq, a predicted model, not a curated record
UCCGGGAAGGAGCAGCCGAGAUCCCAUUCCCAGUUCCUUCCCGGUUUUCCUGCUCUCAGCUCCCGGCGUGAUCCCGUUUUUCCAGCCGGGAUGGGGUCGGGAAUCCUUCCCGUGGUGCUGGGGUUGAUCCUUUGGAAUUCCGUCGGAGCUUCCGAUCCCUGCCGGGAGAAUUCCAGGUGCCGGGAUCUGGGCAGCGAGGCCGGAAUUCUGGCCUGCGCGGGAUCGUGCCGGGCCCAGCUUUCCUUGGAAUCUCCGCUCUUUCCCGGGAACGGGCAAUUCCAGCCGCUCUCCGAGAGCCUCCGCCGGUACGUCAUGAGCCACUUCCGAUGGAACCAGUUCGGCCGGAAAAACAGCAGCGACGCCGGGAUGAGGAAACGGGAAGAGGGAACCGGAAGCGAUCCCGGAAUUCCCUUUUCCCGGCGCUCGGAAGAGGCGGGAAAGGACGGGAAGCGCUCGUAUUCCAUGGAGCACUUCCGAUGGGGAAAACCCGUGGGGCGCAAGAGGAGGCCGGUCAAGGUUUAUCCCAACGGAGCCGAGGAGGAAUCGGCGGAGAAUUCCCAGCUGGAAUUCCGGCGGGAAGAGCCGUCGGAAGAAGAGGAGGAGGAGGAGGAGGAAGAGGCGGAAUUCCCGUGGAAUUCCCAGAAGGAGAAACGCUACGGGGGUUUCAUGAGCCCGGAGAGGGUCCGGACGCCGCUGGUGACGCUCUUCAAGAACGCCAUCGGGAAAAGCUUUUCCAAGGAUGGGCAGUGAUGGAAAAAACGGGAAAAUCCGGGAAAAAAAAAAAAAAAAACAACGGGAAAAUCCCGGAAAAAACCGGGAAAAAUCCAGGAAAAAAAAACCGGAAAAAUCCCACGGG